This is a messenger RNA of Alosa sapidissima (American shad), 1856 nucleotides long. It is a transcript of the gene egln1a, whose product is annotated as egl-9 family hypoxia-inducible factor 1a. Gene Ontology annotation, molecular function: L-ascorbic acid binding; ferrous iron binding; peptidyl-proline 4-dioxygenase activity. The transcript has 5 exons. Gene Ontology annotation, cellular component: cytoplasm; nucleus. The record is from RefSeq and is a predicted model, not a curated record. Gene Ontology annotation, biological process: cellular response to hypoxia; peptidyl-proline hydroxylation to 4-hydroxy-L-proline. The coding region runs from base 536 to 1450 and encodes 304 amino acids. Lineage: Eukaryota; Metazoa; Chordata; Actinopteri; Clupeiformes; Clupeidae.
AUAAAAUCAUCUUCAACAGUAGGCUACGUGCUUCCUUUUCUAUAUUCUGUUGUGGGGUUGUUAGAUCUGAAAAAGGGUUAGUCUAUUUUACGUCAAGGGCUUGCAAAUUACUGCACUCCUGUGUCCAGAUUUGUGAAUGUAGCGCAUGGGCUUCUCUCUGACUACAGAAGCGCUACGGUUCAGCUUUCGGUAUGCUGACGUAGAAGAGGCAGGGUUUGUCCAAGAGAGUACGUGCAGAGCUCAGAAGUGAACGGCGCCAUGCGAUUGACUUAGCCUAUUAGACUGGGCAGGGAGUGUUGUGUCAAAGUCUCUAGAUCUUUCGAAGUGCCACGGUCUAUGGCUAGUCUAUUAAUGUACCACAUCAGCAUAUAUUAAGGACAGACGAGAGCGCAUGUGAUGAAUUUGUUGGGGCUUAGGGAGGGGGUUGGUUUUUUUGCGCUAUGGUGUGACAGACAGUGGCUUACUUCUAAAUGUAACUGUGACAGAAUGCGUGGAAAGUCUUGGAAUUAAAGGGAUCCUGAGAAUCCCGACCAAAAUGGAAAAAGACAGCAAACUGGACCAAGAACAAGAUAAGCAGUACUGCGAACUUUGCGGGAAAAUGGAGAACCUGCUUAAAUGUGGACGCUGCCGAAACUCGUUUUACUGCAGCAAAGACCAUCAGAAACAGGAUUGGAAAAAGCACAAGCUGAGCUGCGUGGAUGUUUCCGGGAUAAAUAACAACACAAAACCUAACGGUCAGACAAAUAAGCGGCCUUUGGAUGACAUAGUCACACGUAACAUGAAGGACCACGGCGUUUGCUUUCUUGAUAACUUUCUGGGUGAGGAGACAGGCUUGGCUAUACUGGAAAACGUUGUAGCUCUCCAUCAAAGCGGCAAAUUCACAGACGGACAGCUGGUCAGUCAGAGAAGCGAUUCCACUAAAGACAUUCGGGGAGAUCAGAUAGUAUGGAUCGAGGGGAACGAAGAUGGUUGUGAGAAGAUCCGUUUUCUUAUGAGUCGCAUGGAUGACCUCCUCAGACUUUGUAAUGGUAGACUGGGAAACUACAGCAUAAAUGGCAGAACGAAAGCAAUGGUUGCAUGUUACCCAGGUGAAGGAAAAGGGUAUGUGCGUCAUGUGGAUAACCCCAAUGGCGAUGGGAGAUGUGUCACCUGUAUAUAUUAUCUAAACAAGGACUGGGAUGCCAAGGAACAAGGAGGUCUUCUACGAAUAUUUCCAGAAGGCAAGGCCAACUAUACAAUAGACAUCGAACCCAAGUUUGACCGGUUGCUGCUGUUCUGGUCUGAUAGACGGAACCCCCAUGAGGUGCAGCCUGCACAUGCCACCAGGUAUGCUAUUACUGUGUGGUAUUUUGAUGGAGAUGAGAGAGCACGAGCUAAAGAAAAAUAUUUAACAGGUGCUGGAGAGAAAGGUGUGAAGAUGGAUCUUAAUAAGCCAUCUGAAGCCACCUAAUCUGACUGAAGAACUCCAUCCCCUCUGCAAUGUGCCCAGAUAAUAGAGGGAGGACACUGAAGUGUUUGUCAACAACAUAACAAUAUGUAUCAAAGACUAUGAGAACAAUGAAAGAAAGAGAUAGCAUAUAUUUGUUUCUAGUCAUAUAUCCACCUGCUGAGCUUGACCGCAGACCCAUUGUGCAACAAAGACUAUUGUCUGUUUUAUUUCUUUCAUUGAUGUGUGUGAGGAAAAGAAGAUAUAUUGUUACCCAGAAUUCUAUUUUGUCCUGCUCUUGCUGCUUGGCUGAUUUUCCCUCAGUAAGGUACAAUGCUCAGGUUUAUGUUCAUGCUUUGUAAAACAAGUUGCAAUGUUUUUUUUUUUGUUGUUGUUUUUCAAAGCAUUAAAAGGUUUUGCUCGAAGCCCA